Molecule: messenger RNA, 4127 nt
Organism: Orussus abietinus
Lineage: Eukaryota; Metazoa; Arthropoda; Insecta; Hymenoptera; Orussidae
Gene: Hrb27C
Product: heterogeneous nuclear ribonucleoprotein 27C
Exons: 8
Coding region: 149-1546 (465 amino acids)
Molecular function (GO): RNA binding
Source: RefSeq, a predicted model, not a curated record
GCUUCGUUACGUUUACAUUCUGUUCUCGACUCGGGCAUCGCGUUCAUCGCGGGGAGCCAUUACUCCUCGUCCACGCUAAGGCAUUGUGCCAUAUUCCCGCUUGCGACCAGCAGCCUACCGUCGCUCUGCUAGUUUUAAGUGAAAUAUUAUGAGAGUGAAGACCGAAAUGGACGACGACGAAAAGGGAAAACUGUUUGUCGGUGGCUUGUCCUGGGAGACGACACAGGAAAACCUUCAACGUUACUUCGGCCGGUAUGGCGAAGUCAUAGAUUGCGUGGUUAUGAAGAACAGCGAAUCCGGCCGAAGCCGUGGCUUUGGAUUCGUUACGUUCAGCGACCCCAGCAAUGUUUCGCUGGUCCUUCAAAACGGACCUCAUCAACUUGAUGGACGCACGAUUGACCCAAAACCGUGCAACCCACGUACUCUCCAGAAGCCAAAACGCAGCGGGGGAUUUCCUAAAGUUUUCUUGGGUGGGCUGCCGAGUAAUGUCACCGAAACGGAUCUGAGAUCUUUCUUCAAUCGUUUUGGCAAAGUAAUGGAGGUUGUUAUCAUGUAUGACCAGGAGAAGAAGAAAUCCAGAGGAUUCGGAUUUCUCAGCUUUGAGGACGAAGAUGCAGUGGACCGAUGUGUCAGCGAGCAUUUCGUCAACUUGAAUGGAAAACAGGUUGAAAUAAAACGGGCGGAGCCGCGGGACUCGUCCAACAAGAUGAACGACAGCCACCAGGGCCAGUGGGGCCCACCUCAGCAGGGGGGCCCGCCGAUGGGCAUGGCGGGGAACAUGGGCCCGAUGGGCGGACCCAACGGCCAGAUGGGAGGGCCCAUGAUGGGCGGCCCGAUGGGACCUCCCGGCAACAUGAUGCAGCAGUACCAGGGCUGGGGCACCAGCCCCCAGACCGGGGGAUACGCCGGGUACGGGACCCAGUACAACACCCAGGGAUGGGGCGCCCCGCCAGGGCCGCCGCAGCAGCAGCAGAUUCCACCCCCGCCGCCCCACCAGUGGGGCAGCAGCUACAACGUGCAGCCCGCUGCGGCCACGCAGGGCUACGGGGGAGCCUACGGUGGGCCGGCGGCGGCCGCUUCAGGGGGCUACGGGCCCACGGCGGGUACUGGCGGGGCUGCGGGGGGCGGGCCCGGGGGUGCCUGGAACUCCUGGAACAUGCCUCAGAAUGGGCCUCCUCCUGGGACCCAGCCCCCACCCCAGCCCCCUCAGCCCAACUCCUCGCAGCCCAACUCUAACUCGAACCCCUCUGGCCCGCAGGGUGACAUGUACUCGAGGCAAACCACCGGCUCCGGGGCACCGGGGUCGAGCAGCAGUUCCGGAAAGACCCAGGACUACAGCUACUCGGGUUACGCAAGUUACGCCGACACGCCGUAUCCGCAGCGCUCCUACCAGGCCGGGGAGAGCAACCAAGGCUCCGGAUACGGAUCAUCGACCCUCGCGAGCGUUCCCGCCGCCCCAGGAACCAACGACAGCUACAGCAGCGGAGGGCCCCAAAGGGGUUACGCGGGAUCCGGCGUCAACAAUUACCAUCCCUAUCGUCGCUAAGGAUUAACGAGGUCUCUCUUUCCCUCUUGGCCCCGUGCGUAAGCGGGUUGCGCCCAUAGUCGAGGUGAUAAGUACAUGCCUCGGGCUCGCUUCCUGCCGACCUUGAGAAACCUGAGCGAAAAGGAUUGAGAAAAAAAAAAAGAAAAAGAAUCAGAUACGAGGAACCCAUGAAUACGUGCCGAGUGCAGUAAGUGUGCGUGCAAGUGUGCAAGUGCGAAUCGCGGGUCCAGAAUGAGUGCGUGAGGCUGGCAGAGGGAGCGAGUGUAGGGGUGAAAAAGCGAGAUUAUCUGCCAUUGAGAGGGCCGACAGACGAAUCUGUAACGAGCGUAUUCGAUUAUCGUCGUUAUUGUCCCUUUUUUCAGUUUCUUUACUCGAGAGCUUACGAACGCAAGGAAAUCUGCGGGAGAGCUCGACGCGUGCACGGUUGUCGGCCGGGAUUUACUGUCUCUAUGAGCUGGAAUAACGCCGGUCGAGGGUUCCGUGUAUCGAGAUCUUUUUAACGAGUUGGAGGUAUCUCGAUCCUCGGGGAAUAUGAAUUUGGGAGACGCACGGCGGGUGUAAAGCUUGCGGAGACGCGAGUGCGCGCGAAUCCAAGAUGGCGGCGGCCGGACGCGAGCCGCGCUUCGCCGGCGAAACCGCAUCUCGGCAGUUUGUCGGCUUUUUUCUUAAACGUUUGUGAUCUCCCUUGGGAAGAAAAGGGAAAGGGUGCUUCAUUUACGCGGAGCGACGGUUUCGAGGGUGGACGGUAAUCGAUGGGAAACGGAGUUGACUCGCCCAGGCGGUAAAAGAAACAUGGCGGCGUACCGUAUUGCGAGGUUCGAGAAGGGUUUUUGUUUUUGCGCUGGCCGUACGUGAUCCAGGAAAAAAGGUUGGAGGUUCCUUCUUGCGUGGUUUUCGAUAGGAAGGGUGCUGCAAUUUUGUGGAGGGUUAACGUUGAGUGGUUUCACGGGAGGAACCAUUAUUUUGCAGAGCCUCGAUUCCCGGCUUGACGCCCCGGAUUCCAAAAUGGCGGCCGACUCUUGUAUCAGGCGCGGUGCGUGUUCGCACGUACCUUGUAAAAUCGCCGUACAUAUAUACGUGCUGAGUAAUCCUAGACUACUCCUUGCUUAUUUCACGAGGGAGACUUCGCAUUUUACCUCGUCCAGCCGCCUCCUUUUACUUUGUUUUCCAGGCCUCUCCUCGCGUCCUCGCACCCUCUUAAGUUUCUCCCCGUUAAAAAAGAAAAGAACGUUAACUUAGGGACUCCUUUUUUGUGACUCGUCGCGGUAGAAACCCCGAGUACUCGAAACACCUCAUCUAACGUCGGAGGAUAAUUGACGUGUAUGAGAAACGAUCGAACGAUUAAUUUAAGUGAUUAUAUCUAUCCGACUAGACGAAGUCUGAACUUUCGAGACAACCGGAGGGCCAGCGGAAAUGAAUUCCGGCAGAUUGGAAAUUACUACGAGAACCGAGAACACCGCCUUAAAACAUAAGUCCAACACUUGCGGCGCGUCAUGGAGACUCUCUUCUGUUGAGGGUCCUGUACAAAGCUUAGGUUUCGGUACGGCAGAUUAUUAUACUGGAUGCUACUUAAGCGCUAACACGUCCAUUAGAGUUAAGUCAGGAGUUCGGCUAAGAAGCUGUGGACAUAGGAGGGGUUUGGCUUUUUUCCCUUUCAGGACGAUAAUUGCGACAACUAUCGGUACUCGGGGAGGUUAAGGACUCGAAUCGAAUUUUUAUAAACCGAGAAAAAAAGUAAAGGGUUUGCUGGAUAAUUAGUCUUAUCGAAACCACCAAAUUUUCACCAGUGGCCAUAUUCGGAUGCUUAGCGCUGUCAGUAUUUAAACGAAGUGGGAAAAUAAAAGAGAUUAACGAGGCUCACAUUAGAACGAGUGGCCCCGAGAUCGUCUUCCUUGAGAGUCGAUUUCUAAUCCUUUUGUUUUUCAAUUUUUGCCGUAGGAAGUUUAUUUCCUAGACGCCCCGUACAUUUUUCUGGGUGGAUGACGCGAGGCUCUUGGAGCUAAGGUGAAACGCCUUGCAUGUCGCAGGACGCAGUAAAUCGAAGGAAAAACGCUGCUAGCGAAAGUACCGAGGACAAAAAUUGAAUUUGCCAUAUAUCGGCACUGGAUUUUGGCUUAUUUCGAAGUUUUUUUUACCUAUUUGAAAGAGGACUGUCGGUCGCGUCGGGGUCCGAGAUCACGAAACCAAGAUGGCCGCCUUGGCGAACAUCCAACUCGCGGAAAAAUUUCCAGAAAAUUCUAACAGAGUAUUUUCGUUACUCGGUGCUGCUUAUCUUUCUUUUCGAGGUUUCUUCAGUUUUUAUUCUUCCCUUUCUGAUUGUCCCGAGUAAGUUUCGCUGUAAAUUUGGUGCCUUCCAAAUUUAGAGAUAGAAUCGACAUAGGCAAAUAACGAAACUCGCAGAGAUGUAACGUCCAAGAAAAGGGAAGAACAGUGACGCAUUCGUGCGAGCACCAAGACGAGUCAAGCAAGAAUAUCGUACCGGAAAUGUAAGAUAAAAAGAAAGUACACUGUUCUUUGGCUAACGGCUAAGAGCGAACAAUAGGCGCGAGUGGACCCAAGCUAGUAUAAAUUUAGAUUUACA